AUGCAAUGCCAUGAAGAAGCGACUUGUGACAUCAAAGAUGGAGUUCGUAACUGCUACUGCAACAAUGGAUUUACUGGUGACGGUUUGACGUGCAAACGAGAUGCCGGAGUGUGCAGGGCCUGGGGAGAUCCUCACUACGUCACCUUUGACGGCGUGGAGUACGAUUUCCAAGGCGAAUGUGAAUAUACACUUGUCAGGGACUGUUGGAACACGUCUGGCCUCCCGUCAUUCCACGUGAUUGCGAAAAACCUGAAAAGAAAGCCCUCGGAGCGUGUUUCCUUCACGCGAGAGGUUGUCCUAGAGUUUGGAGGCAGACGGUACGCUUUACUGCAGCAACGAGAGGUUCGAAUUGACGACGUAGCUGUGUCACUACCAGUUCUGGAUUUGAAUGGAGUCAGCAUUCGAAAAUCAGGAAAGGAAUUGUUGCUGACGACGAGUUUCAACCUUGAGAUUCAGUGGAAUGGCAAAUCCAUCGUUUUGGUAACAGUUCCAGAGACGUACUGGAACAGAACAUGCGGCCUUUGCGGUACCUUCGACGGAGAUCGAGAGAAUGAUUACAGGCUGCCUGACGGAUCACUGGUUAAACAUCGCAACGAUUUUGGCCAUAGCUGGGCUAUAGACAAGGUGGAGUGCGAGCCGCCGGUUGACCCACAGCCUUGUCUUGAGGAGUCUGAGCGCUAUCGCCAAGCUGCUGAUCUCUGCUACAUACUGAUUGACGAAACAGGCCCAUUUGCACCUUGCCACGAUUAUGUGGAUCCUGGACCUUAUCACGAGUCUUGUUUGUACGAUCUGUGCGAGACCCUUCCCGAUGAUGAUUUGCUAUGUGACAGCGCGGAGAGUUAUGCGGCAGCUUGCCGUUCAGCUGGAGGAAGCGUGGCCGACUGGAAAAGGGAGGCAGAAAUUUGUCAGCUGGAGUGCCCCAGCGAGCUGAUAUACGAGGCUUGUGGUACAGCGUGUCCAGCUAACUGCCAGGAACGUCAAGGAAAUGCUGACUGCCAGCAGACUUGCAUCGAAACCUGCCGUUGUCCGGAUGGCCUGCUCCUCGAAGGAGAUCGUUGUAUCCAGCCUUCUGAAUGCGGUUGUCUCCUGGCAGAUGGAGUGACCUACCUUCCAAUUAAUGGAGUCUGGGUUUCUCCUGGAUGUGAUGAGAAAUGCCAUUGUGGCGUCGAUGGUUUGGUACAGUGCUCAAGUUUACAAUGCGACGAGUCGGCUUUAUGCGACAUCAAGAACGGUUUCCGUGAUUGCUAUUGCAAGGAUGGAUUCGUUGGAAAUGGUGUUGAGUGCCUGAAAGGUUCCAGAGUUUGCACAGUGUGGGGAGAUCCCCACUAUAUCACAUUUGACGGAUUCAAGUAUGACUUCCAAGGGGACUGCGAAUACACGCUCGCCAGGAAUUGCAGCCAGCUCUCGGAAUCUUUCCACCUGUCGGCGAGGAAUGUCAAGAUGAAGCCCUCCGAUCCGGUGUCAUAUACCGAAGAGUUGAGACUACAUUACAGGAGUGGGGAAUACUCACUGCGUAGGAGGGGAGAGCUUCGCAUUGACGGGGUGGUCGUCACACCACCGGUCGAACGUGCAGAUGGUGUCCUGAUAUUGCAGGACGGAUACAAACUGACAUUGGCAACAGCGUUUGGAUUAUCCAUUCGUUGGGAUGGCCAUCGUACCGCUGAGAUAUCACUACCCUCUCACUAUGCUAACCAAACGUGUGGCCUCUGCGGUAACUUUGAUGGUAACUCAGAGAACGACUUCGUUACUCCGGAUCACCUAACGGUCCCGACUGCAAAUGAUUUUGGAAACAGCUGGGCAACAUAUCCUGAUCAAUGCUUCGAUGAGAUCAUAGUACCGAGUCCAUGCGACGAGGAACCGGAAAACAAGGAAAGAGCGCAGGAUUUGUGCUACGUCAUCAUUGACGAGACAGGCCCAUUUGCUUUGUGCCACGACUUCGUUGACGCUCGACCGUAUCACGAGGCUUGCGUCUAUGACCUCUGCGCCUACCUGCCGAACGAUAACUUCCUCUGCGACAGCCUGUCACAAUAUGGAGAGGCCUGCCGCAACAGGGGCGUGGAAAUUAGAAAUUGGAGGGUGGAAACACCACAGUGUGCAUAUCCUUGCCCGGAUGGUAUGCAUUACGAGCCCUGUGGACGUGCUUGUCACGACACUUGCGCAAAGCGUCUCAUGGAAGACAUGUGCAAUCAGACUUGCGUGGAGACCUGCCGUUGCCCCGAGGGAAAGGUACUGGAAGGAGGGCGCUGUGUCUUGCCAUCAGAGUGUGGGUGCGUUCUCCAGGAUGGGACCUAUCUAAAGAGAGGAGAUAAAUGGUUGAGUGAAGACUGCUCGACGAGAUGUCACUGCAACGGGACCCAAGCAUUUUGCGAAGACAACGUUUGCCACGCCAAGGCCAAAUGUGACAUCUCAAACGGCGUGCGGGACUGCUUCUGUAAGAAUGGGUACUUUGGUGACGGAAGGGAAAAUUGCACCAGGGCUCCUGGUGUGUGCUACAUCUGGGGUGACCCGCACUACAAAACCUUCGACGGUCUCCAAUUCAACUUUCAAGGAGAGUGCGACUACACCCUCGUGGACGUUUGCGGGAAUCAGACUUCGACACCUGCCUUCAAGAUAACGGCAGAAAACGUCAAGAGAAAGCCAGAAGCUGAAGUGACUUACACAAAGAAGUUAAAACUGAACUUGUGCGGGAAGGUUUUUACGCUUGCUCAAAAUGGUGUAACGAGUGUUGACGGAGUUGACAUCAAGCUGCCCUUCGUGUCCCAAGAGGGCGUCACUAUCCUAUUCAGUGGUACCGAAACGGUGAGCCAUAUUAGAACAGAUACUGGAAUGGCACUUGCAGUAAUAAACGAUUAUUUGAUUUCUGGUUCAUGUUUAGGGGUCAAAGAUAUCUUCACUAUAGACUGGGACAUCCUGUCCACCAACUUCGGAUUGUCCAUUCGCUGGGACGGUAGACAUACAGCUAAAGUCACAGUCCCGUCUGAAUACAGCGGUGCAUUGUGCGGACUCUGCGGGAACUACGAUGCAGAUCAGGAUAAUGACUUGAUGCUAUCCGACGGCACUGUUGUCACAAAUCUGCUCACUUUCGGUCAAAGUUGGACCGUUGAUAGCUCAAGGUGUACCUCUGAUCCGGUUGACGCAGAACCCUGUGAAGGGUAUGCAAAUGUCACGCUCGGGCAGGACUUAUGUUUUAUCAUGAAGCAGCAAGACGGUCCAUUUUUGGAGUGCAUUCCUUAUCUCAAUCCAGAUCCAUAUUACGAUGCGUGCGUGUACGACGCAUGCGCGACCUUGCCAGAUCUUGACAUAAUAUGCGACGACAUUAGCGUCUAUGCCGGAGCCUGUGCCCGUCUGGGAUAUCACGUGAUUCCGUGGAGAAAAGAAGACUUUUGUCCCUUGCAUUGCCCAGGCGAACUGCAUUACACUCCCUUCGCGCCGCAGUGUCCCGAAACCUGUGCAGACCACGACGCACCUCCAGAUCCCGCCCUCUGUGGUUCUGCCCGAGAGGGCUGCGUCUGCCCGCCUGGCUACCAACUCGACAAUCAGGAAUGCCUUCCCGAGAGUCAAUGUGGCUGCUCUGAGAAUGGCUUCUACUAUUCUGCUGGAGACAGAUGGGUUCGGGAGAAUUGUACACAUGAAUGUCUCUGCACCGACGCACAGACAAUUGAGUGCCAAACACUACGGUGCCAUUAUGACGCAAGCUGCUGGGUCAUACGGGGUUACCGCGCUUGCGUCUGCGACACCGGCUUUGUUGGGAACGGCCUAAACUGCACACAAGUUGCAGAGCCAACCACAGUUAUGCCGACGACUUUGAGCAAGUUGUCAACAGCCGAAGAUACCACCGAGCUUGAGCCAUCUACUCUUUCUGAUGAGAUAACGCACAGUGGCCAAACUAUUUCUUUCUUGGAGACGACCACAGAUCAGUCAACGACAGAGAAAAUGACACCGCCGUUCACAGAACAGUCGACGACAGUCGAGCGAUCCGCAGAAACGACACGGGAGUCGACAACACCUUUCAAGCCAGUCACAACGGCCCAGAAGCCAGUUACAACUCAACAACAGUUUACAACGGACCGACCAAUAACAACACAGCCAGGAGACAGCACAACCUGGCAGCCAAUGACAACGGCACAACAGCUUACUACGCAGCCAAUCACGACAAUGGAGCCGGUAGUUAUUACUACCCAGCUGCCAAUCAGCACACAGCAGCCAAGCGUAACAACUGAACAGCCAAUCACCACGGUCCAGCCAACCACUGCGCCACCCACUACCCCAAUCCCAACACAAUCCCAAACAACCCUGGAACCGACAACGUUGUACAACUUGGCCGUGACAAAUAAAAACAGUAGCUCACUGACGGUGUCAUGGACGCUGUUCAUCAGACUUUCGACUCUACGGGUCGAAUGGCGCCCUCUGUCAGAGGGUUCAGAAUUUAAGAGGGGUCCGACUGUCCUUUCAAGUGUUACCGAGUACACAAUUACAAACCUUCUCGCAUCCACGACGUACGAAAUCCGUCUGGCUUUGCCGAUAGGUGGAACAACACUUUACGGGGACUCAGUUUUUGAAAGUUCCUGUCCUGAAGGAUUCACAAACUUGCUCUGCACAGAAGAUAUUUCCAUUUACGACCUCACGCUAGUAACGGCCACCAGCAGCUCUCUCUCGUUGUCAUGGCAACUGACUGGCGCGACGGACUGGAAUCAGGUGGAGUACCAGUUCACUUCCGAUAUUGCCUGGCGCCAGGGGGCGGUCCUGACAGGCAUCACCACAGCGGCCACGCUGUACGGCCUAGAGCCGCAGCAGACGGUGCUGGUCAGGAUUCACGCCCGGAAACUGGACGGCACUGACGCCUACACAGACGAAAAGACCUUCGAGACCUGCAGUAAUUUCUACCAGGGAGUUACAUGCGAAGAAUCGCUGCCGUACGAUGGCAGCAUCUUCAGCCGCGGCAGCUCGUCCCUGACCUUCCAGCUCGACUCCAACCUGGAGGCGGAGACGGUGACUGGCCAGUACCGGUCAGGCUCUGCCUUCUCCCGCCAGGCCUGGCAGACCGGCCCGACCGUGCCAGCCUCCCGCGAGGUGUACAUCCUGGACGGGCUGAGCCCCGGCGUUGGCUACAGCGUCCGCUUCGUCUUCGUGGGCGGCGGCGGGAACGUGACCAUCUCGCAGGCUUUCAGCGCGGCCACCUGUGCGAACGGCCUGCAGGGCGUGAACUGCGAGGGCGAUUACUCUGCUGGUGCCUACGAUCUCAAGCUGAUUGAAGCAACCAGCUCUUACAUAACGGUCUCUUGGGAGCUAGACGUCGAGAUUGCUUCAUACGAGGUCCAGCUCCGCCAGCAGUCAGAGGCCGAGUGGACGACGGUGGCUCGGUUGUCGCCGGGACGCCAGGCGAUUACGGUCGAGGAACUCUCCCCGCUGACUUACUAUGUCGUGCGGGUCGUGAUCAGCCUGCCCGGGGAGCUAGAGGACGUUUUCAGUGCUGAGCUGGUGGUGCUGACCUGCUCGAGGAAUUACAAUGGGAUCAACUGCGAAAAUUAUGUCCCCACAACGCUUGCACCAACCAUGGCCCUGACCACGCCCUUCAGGGACACUUUCAACGUGACGUCUGUGAACAGUAUCUCCAUCACCGCCACGUGGGACACCUCGUCUGGCGUGGCCUUCGUGCAGCUGCAGUUCCGCGUGCUCAACACGCUGAGCUGGCGCAACGGCACGCUGACCUUCGGCCAGCACAACGUCUACGUGCUGACUGACCUGCAACAGGAAACGUCGUACGAGAUCCGGGUCCUGUACGGCCUGGACUCGGUGGUGAUCGCCAGUGACAUCAUCGCGACGCGCACGUGCCGCCGGGGAUGGCAGGGCAGGACGCAGUGUGACACAGACUACAGCACAAUUGGAGCAUUCGACGUUCUCCUGACGUUGGCCACUAGCUCUUCUCUCGAGAUCUCGUGGGAACUGAUGGUUGAUGCGGACUGGAAUAUGGUUCAGUUCCAGCUAGCAGGAGACUCUAUAUGGCAGAACAGCACCCUUCUUCCUGGCGAAGCAACCGCCGCCAGCAUAUUGGACCUGUUACCGGGCAGCGCCUACUCAAUGCGAGUGCUCACCAAGCGCAUUCUCGGCGGUAUCGAUUCUUCUCGGAAUCGACGCCAAGCGCAAGAUGGAGACAUCGGAAUCAGUGCGUCUGUCUUAUACGCUACAUGCCUCGAGGGGACUUUGGGACUGAACUGUGAACAAGAAGUGGUAACGGCGACCGUCGCACCUGAAGCACCGUUGCAAACACUUUUGUACGUCAUGGUUGGGGUGCUGGCCAUCUGCGUGGUUGUGCUGUUCGCCAUGAUGGCGUGGCUUCACCGACGAUGGAGCAGGCGGCCAGCUUUACGGCUGAAGCGGUUCCCGGUUGACGUUCAGCCGAGCGACCUUCAGAUGAGACGACAAGUGGACAAUAACAUCGCCUUUGCAAGCGAGGCAGCGUCCCAGCACGAUGAGCGGUUCGGUGCUGUUAACCACGGCCGGCAGCCGUACUACGACAAUGAGGCCUUUCCGCCUACGCCUACGCCCACAGGCCGCACAGAACGCCCAGAGAUGCACGAUCCAAUCAGAUCCCACGAUUCGAGAGAUGAACGCGAUCGUGCGCGCCCGGCGUACAACAGCGACAUGACUUACUGACAAACUUCUCUCUUUUUCUGCCCACACAGUUGGUAAAAUGGCUUCGUAGGCUUAAAAUUUAAGAAUGGGUUGGACAUUUCCAUAAAUUUACAGACGACUAACAGCAGGUAGUGCCGUUGGCAACAGCUAUAGUUUUUAGACGCAUUAAGAAUUUUUAAACACAGGAUCUUGUCUCGUCAAAUACUGGCUAUUAAAUCCUCGUCCCCAAGGACAAUUUUCAAAAUAAAUCUGGCAAGUUUGAAAUUUAUGUGUAGUAGCAUAUCAGUUGUUUCAAUUUGUUUGGUUGUAUAAUGUGAAAUGCAAUGUGAAUUACAAAAGAUCACUAGUUUAUAGGUACAGCAUAUUUCUUAUAUUGAAAAUUGAUUCAAAAGGAGGUAUUUUUUACCGUAAAGAAGAAACAGGAAAAAUGGUUGUUAAUUAAUGAUGGUACUUUAUCUUUUGUAAAUCUUUUUGUAGCACGCGUAGGAGUCGGUAUAUUUGCAUGAAAGGUUUUAAAGUUUUUUUCAACUUAUUUCACUGAAGCUAAUAUAACAGCUCCAUUUGUAAUAUCCUUGUAGUGUAAUAGUCCAAAGGCCCGUCACGCUUCCAGACUUUCCAAGCGUCAGCAAUGUUUUGUGAUCUAUUUUAUUUGCAGGAAUUAUCACAGUGGGUUUCAUAUUAUCACAAAUAGCCUAUUCUCGGGAGAAGAACAGUGACCUGGUCGAUUGAAGUAUGUUGUAUAGGCUCAGUACAAUACACAUGCACCUUUGGGAAUUGGGCCUGACGAAUCAUAUUAUAGAGACGGAAUCAUUUUAAGGUUUUUUGAUGCCCAAACGUUUUAGAGACGGAUUAAGGACCAAAGCAGCAUUUGAGCAGUUUUAUGGGCCAAGUUCAAAUUUCUAAUCAAUCCGCUUCGAAUAAAACAGAAGGGAGGGUGGAAUUCAGCAUUUAUCAAUCAAGUAUUUUAUCAAUCUAAGCGUACUUGUGUUACUGCACUGAACCGACUGCAAGACCUUCGGUUUACUGUUCAUUUUCUUCCCGAGAAAUGCAUUAAACUUAUCGAUGCUUGUUCAGGUCCAAUCAAAAUAGAAUAAAUGAAUCUUUUUUGUUGAGUUUCGGAAGAGCAUUUUCGUUUUGUUAGGAGCCUGUUUGUAACUGAUAAGGCAGGACCACCGUAGCUCAUGCUUUUUAUCUAACCUGAUUUAGUUCGAUUUCAGUAUGCAAUGUUCCUCAAACGGAAGAGUUCUUUUCAUCAUCUGGCCGUUAUAACCACAUAUUUACAUAUCAUUUGGAGAUUCGCAAUUGACUUGGCAAAAUCCGCAAUCCCUAGCUGUUCUUUUCGCUAAAUCUGAUUUCAGUUCAAUUUUUAUGUGCAAUGUCCUCCAGGAAAUUGUCAGUCCGAAAUUACUAUUCCUAUACAGCAAAAGCUUUGUCAAAAAAUCCUUGGAUAGUCCGCGUGCGUCAUGCCCGAGAAAAUUAAGUUAGAAAAUGCCAGUGUUCGAAAUUCCUCGUAACAAAAAGGAUGGACGUAAUUGCACUUUGCUGUAUGAGUUUUGUUUGUUGUCCCUUACAAUGUGCCUCAGUAUCGCAUCGUGGCAGCGCUAUCCUUGGGUCAAGUACGUUGCAUUGUGACCGUUGACCGUUCAACUAAGUAGCAACA
Molecule: messenger RNA, 8293 nt
Organism: Acanthaster planci (crown-of-thorns starfish)
Lineage: Eukaryota; Metazoa; Echinodermata; Asteroidea; Valvatida; Acanthasteridae
Product: IgGFc-binding protein-like
Cellular component (GO): extracellular matrix
Molecular function (GO): protein binding; calcium ion binding
Source: RefSeq, a predicted model, not a curated record